GUCUUCCGGUCCUGUGAGCCAGCUGUCAUGGCGGCCUCCUAUGGGACGUUUACCUCUCGGUGAAACUGAACCAACCGAUUAUGAACAGUUUGUUUCAAAAUGAGCUGAAAGCAGAACCACGUGACUGUCAGGUGAGACAGAACACACGUCAUUUAGGAGCGUGUCCGCGCGCAUUUUCACUCUUUCUGAGCAAAAAAACCUACAUGCGACUCGUGUCGUGACGUCUUGAUGCUGAAAGGUAUGAGUGUGAUGUCAUCAGUGAUGCGGGGGGCCCGCCGGCUCGUCCACGCUGACCCAGCUCUGCUCAGCAACUUCCUGUCUCGGCCCAUCCUCUGUCCCGCUGGAAGCUCCGCCUCCCCGCUCACCUGUCAUCAGACCAGGAAGUACGCCUCCAAACAGGUCAAAGGUCAGAAGAAAGAUCAAAAGAACCAGAAGGUCAAAGUUAAAGUGGACAAACAGGAAGUUGAGAUCAAACAGAACAUGACGGUGGCGUCUCUCGCUGAGGCCAUGAACAAAGACUUUGAUCACAUCUUGGAGGCCCUACUGAACACCUCUGUGGAUGUGGACUCUCUGGAGCCUGAAUCGGUUCUGGAGGAGAGGUGGAUCAAGGAGGUGGUGACACGAUCCGGGAUGAAGUUCAGAUGGGCCAAACUCAGUGAGACCAGAGAGAGACCCAACAGGGACGUCCACAGGAAACCUCCAGCAGACCCGUCUCUCUUAGUGCAACGCCCCCCGGUGGUCACCAUCAUGGGUCACGUAGAUCAUGGUAAGACCACCCUGCUGGACAGUUUGAGGAAGAGUCAGAUCGUCUCCACGGAGGCCGGAGGCAUCACUCAGCGCAUCGGAGCCUUUCUCGUCCAGUUGCCUACAGGUGAAAAGAUCACCUUCCUGGACACCCCGGGUCACGCUGCCUUCUCCUCCAUGAGAGCCCGCGGAGCCGACGCCACAGACAUCGUCGUCCUGGUGGUGGCGGCCGACGAUGGCGUUAUGAACCAGACGGUCGAGUGCAUCCAGCACGCCCACAGGGCCAGAGUUCCCAUUAUCGUGGCAGUAAAUAAGUGCGAUAAGCCUCAGGCCGACCCGCAGAGAGUCAAACAGGAGCUUUUGGCUCAUGACGUCGUCUGUGAGGAGUUUGGAGGAGAUGUUCAGGCGAUCCACGUCUCUGCUCUCAAGGGCGACAACCUUCUGUCUCUGGCCGAGGCCACGGUGGCGCUGGCGGAGGUCUUGGAGCUGAAGGCGGAGCCUAGCGGUUCCGUGGAGGGGCUCAUCAUCGAAAGUCGCACUGACAAAGGCAAAGGUCCUGUAACCUCUGCCAUCGUCCAGCGCGGGACGUUGAGGCGAGGUUGUGUCCUGGUGGGGGGGAAGAGUUGGGCUAAAGUCCGCUACCUGUUUGAUGAGAACGGGCAAGCGGUGACGGAGGCCGGGCCGAGCACGGCGGUGGAGGUGGUGGGCUGGAAGGACCUACCCUCUGCUGGAGAGGUCAUCCUGGAGGUGGAGUCGGAGCAGCGAGCGAGGGAGGUUGUGGACUGGAGGACGUACGCCGAGGAGCAGGAGAAGCUGCAGGAGGAGGAGGGCGCCAUCGCGCUCAAGCAGAAGCUGCACCUGGAGGAGUACAGGAAGGAGAGGGAGGGGCUGACCCACCUGAGCUGGAGGCAGAGGAAGUCGGCGCUGUACCGAGCCAACAAGAACAAGUUCUCUGCGAGGCCGAGCGAGCGGACGCAGAGCGCCGAGCCGAGCCUGCCGCUCAUCAUCAAAGGAGACGUGGACGGCUCGGUGGAGGCCAUCCUCAACCUGCUGGAGAGCUACGAAUCUCAGCAGCAGUGUCAGCUGGAGGUGCUUCACUUCGGCAUUGGAGACGUUUCAGAGAAUGACGUCAACAUGGCCGACGCGUUCUCAGGUUCCAUCUAUGGCUUCAACGUUGCAGCCAGCAGGUCCAUCCAGCAGCUGGCGGCGAAGCGAGGCGUCCCGCUGAGGCUCCACUCCAUCAUCUACAAGCUGAUCGACGAGCUGAAGGAGGAGCUGAGCAGCAAGCUGCCCCCCCUGCGCUCAGAGAACAUCGUGGGUGAAGCGACGGUGCUCACCAUGUUUGACGUCUCUGUGGGGAAGAAGAAGGUUCCGGUCGCCGGCUGUCGGGUUCAGAAAGGUCGACUGGACCGGCGCCUGAAGUUCAGACUGAUCCGUGGACGGGACGUCGUGUGGGAGGGUUCUUUGGCGGCGUUGAAGCACCACAGAGACGAGGUGCACACGGUCAAGUCGGGGAUGGAAUGCGGCCUGUCUGCUGACGGAGACGUGGACUUCAGGGCCGGUGAUGUCAUCGUCUGCUUUGAGGAGCUGGACACUCAGCAGGUCACUUCCUGGGACCCUGGUUUCUGACCCAUUACCCACAAUCCUCAGCUCAGACUAAUGUAAAUGUGAUAAUGGAUGUAACAAAUCGUUUCGACAUAAAUUAUUCAACUCGAUUCAUUUUAUUUUGUGGAACCGCACACGAUGAUCUGCAACAUGACAUCACUUCCUGUCGUACUUUAGUGGAAUAAAGUUCAAACAUCGGUUUGUUUCAAACAUUUUAAUACGGAUUUAAAUGAACCAGUUCAGAAAAGAAACUUAAAGCAAAAAAGUUACAUAAUGUUCAAAGGAAAACGCUGCUCAGGACCUCGUCACUUCCGCCUGGUCUUGGUCGGUUUGGCAAUCAGUGCCGGGUCGAUCUGAUCUGGAGUCAGUCCUCUGACGGAGAAGAGGCGCUGCGCGCGCUCCUUCAGGGUCCCGCCGCACUUCAACCCACGCGAGAUCAGCUCCCUCUUCAGGACGUCCA
Messenger RNA from Pungitius pungitius (ninespine stickleback), 2809 nucleotides. It is a transcript of the gene mtif2, whose product is annotated as mitochondrial translational initiation factor 2. NCBI's taxonomy places the organism in Eukaryota, Metazoa, Chordata, Actinopteri, Perciformes, Gasterosteidae. The record is from RefSeq and is a predicted model, not a curated record. Gene Ontology annotation, cellular component: cytoplasm. Gene Ontology annotation, biological process: translational initiation. The coding region runs from base 229 to 2373 and encodes 714 amino acids. The transcript has 14 exons. Gene Ontology annotation, molecular function: GTP binding; translation initiation factor activity; GTPase activity.